Alternaria atra is the source of this 957-nucleotide messenger RNA. RefSeq lists its product as uncharacterized. The record is from RefSeq and is a predicted model, not a curated record. Gene Ontology annotation, cellular component: mitochondrion. The coding region runs from base 1 to 957 and encodes 318 amino acids. The transcript has a single exon. Lineage: Eukaryota; Fungi; Ascomycota; Dothideomycetes; Pleosporales; Pleosporaceae. Gene Ontology annotation, molecular function: (3R)-hydroxyacyl-[acyl-carrier-protein] dehydratase activity.
AUGACUCAUGUAACUCGUCACCUGUUCACCACAACCUCCUCUCGUCGCCAAGCUUCCGCAGCAGAAGCAUGCAACGAACUCAUCACACGCUUUCACAGCGGACCCGUCUCAAUCCGUAAACAGCUGCUCGAUGCAAACCAGCUCCAAUUGCUCUCCAUAACACUGAACCGCACACCAUCCUCGUUCAACCCGCCACCGACCGGCACACCGAUCCCGCCUGGCUAUCACCUUGUCUAUUUCACGCCUUCAAUCAUCGAAUCCGAGUUGGGCCUUGAUGGUACAGAUCGUACUGUGAACCCGCUAAGUCCUUUUACAAGGCGAAUGUGGGCAGGCGGCGAGUUGGCAUGGGCGCAAGAUCGGAACACGCUAUUGAGAGUGGGCCAAGAAGUCAAAGAGACAACGAGACUACUAAGUGCUGAGCCCAAAACACUGAAAAACGGCGGCGAAAUGCUUCUCGUGGGUGUUGAGAAGAGUUUCUCGAACGACCACGGUAUUGUAUUAACGGACCGCCGUAAUUGGGUAUUCCAGCGUGAGCUUACGCCUGAGAAUCCGGUGAAAGCACCGCCGAAGCCGGAGGAAAAGAAUUUACCGACUGGAGAGCAUCAAAGAGACUUUUGUCAAACGCCGACCUCGUUGUUUCGCUUCUCGGCGCUGACAUUCAAUGCACACAAGAUACAUUACCUACCCGAGUGGUGUAGAGAGGUCGAGGGGCAUAGGAAUGCUGUUGUACAUGGACCGCUUAACCUUAUCAAUAUGCUGGACUUCUGGAGGGAUACGAGUAGGGGUGGGGACACAGAAGCAGUACCUAAAUCGAUAGCAUAUCGCGCAAUGAGCCCACUAUACGUUGGCGAGCCGUAUCGGAUACUAUUGGAGCACGAGUCAGGCUCAAAUGGAUGGAAAGCAGAAGUAUGGGGCAAAUUUGGCAAGCAAAGCAUGAAAAGCAACAUUGUGGAGUAA